AUGUACAGUGCCCCUGUCCCCGCAGCUCCUCAUUCUCUCCGAACAAUAGCAGCCAGGUGCUGCCAAGAGCAUGACUCUGCACAGCUAAAGACUUCCAGGAGGCGCUGGGGCUUGACACCCUCUCAGGGAGCACUUGAUUCCUUGCCUCACACUUGGGAAUCUCUAGGCCUAUCUGGGGUGGAGGGUGGACUGAUGAUGGAGCUCCAGGCUGUCUUUGUGGCAAUUUUACAUUGGUUACAUUUAGUAACACUUUUUGAAAAUGAUCGUCAUUUCUCUCACCUCUCAUCUUUGGAACGGGAGAUGAGUUUUCGCACUGAAAUGNNACUUUAUUAUUCCUACUUCAAGACCAUUAUUGAAGCACCUUCAUUUUUGGAAGGACUGUGGAUGAUUAUGAAUGACAGGCUUACUGAAUAUCCUCUUGUAAUUAAUACAGUAAAACGCUUCCAUCUUUAUCCAGAGGUAAUCAUAGCCUCCUGGUAUCGGACAUUCAUGGGAAUAAUGAAUUUAUUUGGACUAGAAACUAAGACCUGCUGGAAUGUCACCAGAAUAGAACCUCUUAAUGAAGUUCAAAGCUGUGAAGGCAUGUUUCUUCCAAAAAUGCUGUCAUUUGUAAACAUUCAUCAACAUUUAAUAAUAUUAUGAUUCACUUUUAAGAAUUAUUGUAAAAUACUGUUGUUGAUUUAAAAAAAAUUAGAACUGACUCACCUCAAUGAGUAUUUUACAUUUUAAAGUAGUUUUCUGAGAAGGCUGUGUACUUACAAAUUUGAGUACAAAUUUUGGAAUUUGAGUAUUAACAUAUCCCGUUGUCAGGCAAUCUUGACUGUAAGUUAGUCUUCUAUUUCAGAAUGUGAAGAUACAGAAAGAUGUUUUUUGUGGUAGCUUCAAUAUAUAAAUUUUGAGGAUAGACUAAAUAGUCAAAUAUCUAUUUGUAAUAGCUAAUGUAUAAAUUUAAUUAUUCAUACAUAUUUAAAAAUCAGAUAUGCAAUAAUAGAUUGAUUUAGAAAUAUUACUUUUUUAUAUAUGCUCAUAGUCCAUGAGUAGUAUUAAUAAAACUCUUCCUAUUUAUCUUCUA
This is a messenger RNA of Mandrillus leucophaeus (drill), 1072 nucleotides long. RefSeq names its product putative C-mannosyltransferase DPY19L2P1. The record is from RefSeq and is a predicted model, not a curated record. Gene Ontology annotation, molecular function: mannosyltransferase activity. Gene Ontology annotation, biological process: spermatid development. Gene Ontology annotation, cellular component: nuclear inner membrane. The transcript is spliced from 5 exons. Lineage: Eukaryota; Metazoa; Chordata; Mammalia; Primates; Cercopithecidae. Bases 1 to 642 code for a protein of 213 amino acids.